Pyrus x bretschneideri (Chinese white pear) is the source of this 627-nucleotide messenger RNA. RefSeq names its product VQ motif-containing protein 20. The transcript has a single exon. Bases 1 to 627 code for a protein of 208 amino acids. Gene Ontology annotation, cellular component: nucleus. NCBI's taxonomy places the organism in Eukaryota, Viridiplantae, Streptophyta, Magnoliopsida, Rosales, Rosaceae. The record is from RefSeq and is a predicted model, not a curated record.
AUGGCCGCCGCCAACAAGACGGAGAAGCAACACCACCAGCACCAGCAGCAGCGGCAGCCGGUGAUCAUCUACACCCAAUCUCCGAAAAUCAUCCACGCGCAGGCGCGCGAUUUCAUGGCCUUGGUCCAAAAGCUCACCGGCCUCUCGCGAUCCGAUAAUACUCACGACGACGUCAACGACCAAAGCCAAGACACUGACACUACUCAUGAAGAUCAUGCAAACGUGAAAGUUUCAUCAUGUCAAGACGACCAUAUCGACCAUACAGACAUUACUAAAUCUAUUAUUAGCCGCAGCCGUGAUGGAAACGAGUCGUGUUCGGAUCUGACGGAUGAGAUUAAUUGUGGUGGUGGGAAUUACGAUAAUAAUAGUAUGAUUAAUAAUGUUCAACAUCAAGUGGGGAGCUCAUCAUCUUCCGGAUAUUCUCCCAAUGCCAUGUUCAGCAACCCUAGCCCGUAUUUUGCAGAUAUUCCAUUGUUUACGCCGACCUCAAAUAAUUCAGCGGAUUUCUUCUGCCCGCCAAGGCCGCUUUACAGAUUCUCCGAUUCCUCAUCGCAUGCGUCUCCGAACUUCGGCGGUUCGAUAUCUCCAUCAAUGUUCAAGUUCAUCAAAGGACUCCCAGAAUAUUGA